AUGAAAAAUGCAGGCUUCAUUUCAUUAGUAUUUUUUUCACUUUUCUCUGAUCUCGUGGACUCUAUUGCCGUGCGAGAUAAGAAUCCAUGUGCAGCCCCGACCUUGGCGUUACGACUAACGCCGCAGCUCUUCAUCACUCGACACAGAAGAGCACUCGAAGCUUGCUACACAUGUAAUCCGCAGCGUUUGCCCAUCCGGCUUCACGGCAGCCGCCGAGCUGGGCGGCUGCGAAUCCGGGCGCUGAACCCGGAGAAGGCUGAGCUACAUCCCGAGUCGCUGAGCGGUGUUGAGCCAUCGGUUACCGCAGAACGCAUUGAUGAGCUCAAACGCAAGGGCAUCAUUGAAGGCGAGAGCCACACGUGGAGGAAUUGGCAUGUAGUCACCCAGGGGCAAUGGCCAGACAUCGGCCAACCGGUACUUCCCAAGUCGGCGCGGAAUCCGUCGAUAACGGAGCCCUAUGCUCUGCGCAAGCCGCUGGAGUAUUGGGGUUUUUUGCGCGGCGUGGAUACGAACAUCACCUCCUAUCCGCUGGUUUGGGAGUUCUACAACGACACCUACGGAAAGGUUGACGUAGCUGCAUAUGGCGGCAGCAACCCCCUGUACACCCCGUCGAUGUUCCAGCCGACGUGGUUUAUGGAGGAGGACCGUGGCGGCCUGGGCUACAAUGACUGCAGGAUCUUUGGCGGCUGGAUCGGCCUGGACCUCGACUCACCUACUAAGGUGAAAACCGCUAGCGAGCUCAUCUCUAUCCCCGACACCGGCCGGCUCUACCAAAAGUUUUACCUCGGUCCAUAUCCAAUCACCAUGGGCUGGACUAUAGGCUCAUUGCUGAAGGUGUUGACCCUGUCUCGUAGCCCUGGCCACGGCGUUGUUGCCGUUAAAAUUCACAACAUGCGGGAAGACACUACCAUCCCUGGCGUAGUGGACGAUCUGCUGAAUAUCGCACUUAAUUUGAAUGGGGUAGCGCUGGAGACGCUAAAACCGGGUGAGGAGGCGCGCGUACGCAUGCUGCUUCGUGGCCCUGCUAUGGUGUGCGCGGGAAGUCUCGAAUGGCCAUCGUUUGUGCGGGUUGCGUCACCAGACACGUACAUCGCGAAGAUCGAAGAGGGCGGCGAACUUGAUAUAGAGCUGAAAAUCGAAUGGGGCCGGGGGGUCUGGCUUGCUGACGAUAAAGGUCUGUACCGUCAGGAGGAGGGCGCAGACGGUGUGUGCAUGAAGCGCCGUUGGAUAAAAGAAGUCCAGGAAGAGGGUUUUUACCCUAUGACAACUUUCUUCGGCGGGUGUCGCAUGGUUCGAUUGGCUGUGCACAAACUGCUCGGCCAACGCUGGGACAUAAUCUCCAACUCGUGCCCCGACCCACGCGAGCAACUCGUGGUGGAGGUGUGGACGGACCGUUCCACCACCCCGAAAGCAGCGUUGGAGUUCGGUUUGCUGGAGAGCCUUGCGUGGCUGAGGGAGCUCAAGCGGCAGCUGUCGCAGGACGUAGAUUUUGACGGCGAGGACGAGCAACUGCGUGACACAUGGGAGAAGAUCGACAAGUAUCAGGCUCUUCAGCACCGUCAAGACUUGAUGGGUGGCCCUCCCGUGUACAACUUGCACGAAUUGAAUCUGUCGCCUCCGGUGAAAGAGUCUGACUGCGAGUACAUUGGUACCCCCGACGACGUCAAGGAGAUACCGCAGGCCCCGUACUCCCUGCCGAAGAUUCCACCCAAUCGACCACAGAAGGACACGCUUGAGUGGCUGGCCGACGAGCUGCAGGUGGAGGAGUACACCGAUCCUUCUCCCAUUAACGCGCGGAACUUCGAGAAAUUCACUAGCCCGCCCGAGGACGCAGCUGCCGCCGUCGACGUCUCCGUGCUCCCAGUCGCGCCCGAAGUCAUUGCGUCGUUGCGCAUGUGCGGAUUUAAUAAUGUAGGGGACAUGGUCUCGCUGUCAUCCUCGGAGCUGGAACGCUACCCCGACGUAUCUCCCGAGGAUGCCGAGCGGAUUGUGGCGUUCAUCAGGACCAACCUGAAACUCCAGCCUCCAUGA
This is a messenger RNA of Babesia bigemina, 2031 nucleotides long. RefSeq names its product DNA-directed RNA polymerase, alpha subunit, putative. The record is from RefSeq and is a predicted model, not a curated record. Gene Ontology annotation, molecular function: DNA-directed RNA polymerase activity; protein dimerization activity. Gene Ontology annotation, biological process: DNA-templated transcription. Lineage: Eukaryota; Apicomplexa; Aconoidasida; Piroplasmida; Babesiidae. The transcript has 6 exons. Bases 1 to 2031 code for a protein of 676 amino acids.